Molecule: messenger RNA, 2863 nt
Organism: Myxocyprinus asiaticus (Chinese sucker)
Lineage: Eukaryota; Metazoa; Chordata; Actinopteri; Cypriniformes; Catostomidae
Product: 2-hydroxyacyl-CoA lyase 2-like
Exons: 16
Coding region: 209-2074 (621 amino acids)
Biological process (GO): L-valine biosynthetic process
Cellular component (GO): acetolactate synthase complex
Molecular function (GO): thiamine pyrophosphate binding; acetolactate synthase activity; magnesium ion binding
Source: RefSeq, a predicted model, not a curated record
ACGCAAGUAGCGGAACGGCCGGUCCCCUAUCUGCGCAUUUGUCUUGCACUCGGUCCAGCAUAUACGAGAUAUCCAGCGCUUUCAGUUACUUACAGCAGAAGGGCAUUCAUCGGCCUUUCAGCACUGACUGCAGAGGGGGAGAAAGAAGAAGCUGGCAGGUCUGUAACAGGUCAGGUGGACAUUAGUUCGUAGCCCUCCCACGCAAGAGAUGGACAUUGUUGUGGUUUUGUGCUGCUCUCUGGGUGCUGCUGUCGGGGGUUUCUUCUUUGCAGUUUAUAAGCUUGGUUUACUGUAUCAGCUAUUUCAUAAGACAGAGAGAAAGAAUCCUCGGCAUGGAGGGGAGAGUGUGGCGGAGGUUCUGCGGGCUCAUGGGGUCAAGUUCGUCUUCACAUUGGUGGGAGGACACAUCUCGCCCAUUCUGGUGGCCUGUGAGAAACUGGGAAUUCGCAUUGUUGACACCCGCCACGAGGCCACAGCUGUGUUUGCAGCCGAUGCUGUGGCAAGACUUUCUGGCACAGUCGGUGUGGCCGCAGUAACAGCAGGACCAGGACUGACUAACACAGUGACUGCAGUGAAAAACGCUCAGAUGGCUGAAUCACCACUGCUUCUUAUUGGUGGUGCAGCCGCUACUCUACUGCAGGGUAGAGGUGCCUUACAGGAUAUUGACCAAAUGUCACUCUUCAAGCCCCUCUGCAAUUUCUGUGCUUCUGUGAGGAAUGUGAGAGAAAUUGUUCCCACUGUAAGAAAAGCUUUGGCCAUCGCACAAUCUGGCACACCAGGCCCUGUGUUUAUUGAGUUUCCCAUAGACACGCUCUACCCUUACCAUGUGGUGGAAAAAGAGUUUGCCCCUAAAAACGCUCCCAAAGGGCUGAUGGGGAAAAUCAUUGCAUGGUAUCUUCAUAAUCAUUUAACUAACUUGUUUGCUGGAGCUUGGGAAACCCGUGAUUUGUCCCCACUUCCUGUUCACAUCCCUCAGGCCACAGAUGAUGAGAUCCAAAGGUGUGUGGAACUGAUAAGCAGAGCCAAGAAACCUGUCAUACUGUUAGGCAGCCAGGCAACCUUACCCCCUACACCUGUGGAUGAUAUCAGAAAUGCCUUAGAAUCGUUAGGGAUUCCCUGCUUCCUUGGCGGAAUGUCCCGAGGCAUGCUGGGAAAGAACAGUCCACUGCACAUCAGACAGAACAGGAGAGAUGCCUUGAAAGAUGCUGACCUUGUGCUGCUGGCAGGCACUGUGUGCGACUUCAGACUGAGUUAUGGACGGGUACUGAACAGACGGAGUAAAAUUAUUGCAGUCAACAGAGACAAAAGUCAGCUAUUGAAGAACUCAGACAUGUUCUGGAAACCAACAGUGGCCAUUCAGGGCGAUGCUGGCUCUUUCCUCUUGCGUCUCUCAAAAUCCCUAAAGGGCCACAAGUGCCCAGAGGAAUGGCCUCAGAGCCUAAAGGAGGGAGAUCACAUCAAAGAAAAAACGAACAGAGCAAAAGCAGUUGAGAAGACCGAGAGGCAUCUGAACCCUCUGAAUGUUUUGCACCGGGUGGAUGAGCUUUUGGCUGAUGACAGUAUCAUAGUGGCUGAUGGGGGGGAUUUUGUUGGCAGUGCUGCAUACAUCAUGAGGCCGCGGGGCCCACUGCGCUGGCUGGACCCAGGGGCUUUUGGGACUCUGGGUGUGGGAGGAGGGUUUGCACUGGGUGCAAAGCUUUGUCGACCUGACUCCGAGGUGUGGAUCGUUUAUGGCGAUGGUUCCCUUGGAUACAGUGUGGCUGAAUUUGAUACCUUCACUCGCCAUAAGACCCCAGUGAUUGCUCUGGUGGGAAAUGAUGCAUGUUGGAGUCAGAUCUCUAGAGAACAAGUGCCUAUGCUCGGGAGCAACGUAGCCUGCGGUCUUUCCUUUACAGAUUAUCAUAUUGUAGCCGAUGGUUACGGGGGCAAAGGCUACCUAAUUGGGCGAGAGGAUGAGUCGCAGCUUGAUGGUAUCAUCAAAAAGGCCCAGAAGGAGUGCAGAGAAGGAAAGGCAACUCUGUUAAACGUUCUGAUUGGGAAGACCAGCUUCAGAGAGGGUUCAAUUUCAGUUUAGAGAGACACUGUGCACCAUCUUGUCUAGAAACCCAAAGUCUUUAUAAUAUACUGUAAUACACACCCUUUACUACAUUUUACAGAUUUAGUUGAUUUGAAAAGAAAUCAAAUGAAAGUGGAGUAUUAAAUUGUUCCAGAACAUGUGCAAUCUGUGUGACUUGUACUACUUUUCUUCAGGAACCAGGACAGUUUUUUUUAUUUUUUUUAGUAAAACUACUCAUGUGUCAUUUUCAUUGAGCUGAAAAGAAUCACAGUGCCUUUGUUUUGUCCAGCACUUUGAAAAGGUUUGAAGUAUGGAGGUCCUGUAAAUAUGUAUUUCAUUUUCAAAGCAUACAUUAUGAAUUUAUGACUUUAAUCAUAGUAAUAAUACAAAUGAAUUGUGUUGAAUUGUUUUAAUUAUUUGAACUGCUUUAUACAAUUGUGUUCCUGUUAUUACUGAAUGUUAAACUUUAAAAACUCCGCCAUUUGUUGCAAAACAAAAUUGCACUUGCAGUCAUUGUGGACACUAGUGUCUCCCUAAUUAUUGAAUCAAAGGGAUCUAAGUUUAUUUAUCAAGAAAUGUGAAUAUUUUAACCAAAGUAAUAUCUUUAAAAAUAUUUUAAAACUUUUUCCUGAGUUUUGCUGCAAAAUGAGACCUGCAUAAACUGUUAUGCCUCUUCUCAGGUUUGUGAUUGAUCACUCCAGCAUCACCCAUUUAGGUAUGGCUACAUAAUUUAUCCAACAAAAAAAAAUUAUGCAAUAAAAUGCUUAAAAAGCAUUUUUUAUUUUAAUUUUAUUUUGCCUCUUAAAA